AUGCUGAAGGAGCUCCAGUUCUUCCUGUCGGCCGUCCUGCUGCUUGCCUGUGUCUUCUUCUACCAGCUCAGCCUGAAGUCCAGCUGUCUCUUCUCUUGCCUUCCUCCCCAAAAGGCCCAGCAAGACCCGGAAGCCCUCCUGGGCCAUGGGCAUGGCAUUGUGUUCAUAGAGACCUCAGAGAGAAUGGAGCCAACGCCUCUGGUCUCUUGUGCUGUGGAAUCUGCUGCCAAGACUUACCCAGAGAAGCCCGUGGUGUUCUUCAUGAAGGGUCUCAACACCACCACACGGCUGCCCUCAAACUCCACUUACCCAGCCUUUUCCCUCCUCUCAGCCAUAGACAAUGUUUUCCUCUUCCCUUUGGAUAUGAAAAGGCUGUUUGAAGACACACCAUUGCGUUCAUGGUACACUCACAUCAACGCCAGUGUGGAGAGCAACUGGCUCCACGUCAGCUCAGAUGCGUCCCGCCUGGCCAUCAUCUGGAAAUAUGGCGGCAUCUACAUGGACACCGAUGUCAUCUCCAUCCGGCCCAUCCCUGAGGAGAACUUUCUGGCUGCACAGUCUUCUCAGUACUCUAGUAACGGGGUAUUUGGAUUCCUCCCCCACCACCCCUUCCUGUGGGAGUGCAUGGAAAACUUUGUCGAACACUACAAUUCAGACAUUUGGGGCAACCAGGGUCCCAGUUUGAUGACAAGGAUGUUGAGACUGUGGUGCAAACUUAGAGACUUCCAGGAGGUGAGUGACUUCAGGUGUUUGAACCUGUCCUUCCUACACCCUCAGAGAUUUUACCCCAUCUCCUAUCCAGAGUGGAGGCGCUACUAUGAAGUCUGGGACAAAGACCUGAGCUUCAAUGACUCCUACGCCCUGCAUCUGUGGAACUACAUGAACAACGAAGGAAGGACUGUGGUUAGAGGGAGCAACACGCUGGUGGAAAAUCUCUGCCGUAAGCACUGUCCUAGGACUUACAGGGACCUGAUUCAAAGCCCAGAGGGAUCAGUGACUGGGGAGGUGGGUCCAGGUAACAAAUAGAGCCCACACUGGCUCUAUGUUAUAGAACUGGUUCCUGGAGUGCCAGCGUGCAGCUCAUGUCCACGUUCCCCAGGGGUGGGGGGGUUUACCCACGUAUCGCUUAGGCUCAGCUUUCUCUGUCUAUAAUACAAAAAUCCCAAAGACCAUUGGUGUAUAAAAUAUAAAAGCUUAUUUCUCUCUCAUGUAAAAGAAGUCUGAAGGCAGGCG
Leopardus geoffroyi (Geoffroy's cat) is the source of this 1233-nucleotide messenger RNA. RefSeq names its product alpha-1,4-N-acetylglucosaminyltransferase (gene A4GNT). Lineage: Eukaryota; Metazoa; Chordata; Mammalia; Carnivora; Felidae. Gene Ontology annotation, molecular function: acetylglucosaminyltransferase activity. Gene Ontology annotation, biological process: protein O-linked glycosylation. The record is from RefSeq and is a predicted model, not a curated record. The transcript is spliced from 2 exons. Bases 1 to 1026 code for a protein of 341 amino acids.